GAUUGACAAUUGACAACAAGUAAUUUCGCGCCGCUUUUGUGUAUUUCCUUCUAUUUGUUUUAUGUUUUUCUCUUUUUACAUUUUAUGUAUAAUAUUUGUUAAUAAUAUUUUGUGACACAAAUAAUGUAGUGAAUAGAAUAGAGUUUAUGUAGCAGAAUGAUAUAGUAUUGCUUUGUUUUGAGUGUUCACUUUCCUUUUUGUGGAGGUUUAGUUAGUGACGGAUAUAAAAAUAAAUAGUUUACUUAGUGUUGUUUGAUUCGUUUGAAUAAUUGAAUAUUAUAACAAUUGUAGGUCACAAUGAGUUUAAACGAUUUUAUAAACAAAAGUUGGAGUGAAAUCUGUGACAAUGCACAAGAAGAGGAAACUCCCCCAACUCGACGGGCGACAAAGGAAAAAAUGAAAACUGACAGCAGAGAAAACUCCAGCAGUCGAAAAAAAUCUAAACCUAAUACCUACAAUAAAAAUGAUACUGAUAAAAGCAGUCGACCUCAGAAGAAGUUAGAGUUGGAAACAGAUCCAGAAAUAUUGCAACGGCGUCAGAAGCAGAUAGACUAUGGUAAAAACACUGUUGGCUAUCACAAUUACCUGCAAGAAGUGCCAAUAGACAAACGGACAAAGGAUCACCCAAAAACUCCUGACAAGUUUGUAAAAUAUAGUCGAAGAUCUUGGGAUAUGUUGAUAAAAAUGUGGAGGAAAAAAUUGCAUGAAUAUGAUGGUGGGGAAGAUGAUCAAAAUGAAGAUGAAACAAGUGACAAUCCUACAGAAGAUUGCUAGAUGACAAAUAGCAAACUUGGACAUAAUAUAUUUUUUUUUGUUAUAAAAAAGGUUUGUAUAUUCCUAUCAACAAACUUAGUGAAAAGAGCCUAGAAUAUAUAGAUGUAACAAAAGAUCUUUUUCACUACUCUUGCUCAAAAA
This is a messenger RNA of Bicyclus anynana (squinting bush brown), 915 nucleotides long. It is a transcript of the gene Slbp, whose product is annotated as histone RNA hairpin-binding protein. Gene Ontology annotation, molecular function: mRNA binding; histone pre-mRNA stem-loop binding. Gene Ontology annotation, biological process: mRNA transport; mRNA 3'-end processing by stem-loop binding and cleavage. The coding region runs from base 298 to 774 and encodes 158 amino acids. The record is from RefSeq and is a predicted model, not a curated record. Gene Ontology annotation, cellular component: cytoplasm; histone pre-mRNA 3'end processing complex. The transcript has 4 exons. Lineage: Eukaryota; Metazoa; Arthropoda; Insecta; Lepidoptera; Nymphalidae.